AUGAUUCUACGAAUAGCGCUCCUAGCUUCAGUGCUAGCAUUCUUCCAAACCCCAGUCGUCGCAGAAGUAGCACCGGAAAUCACAACAGUGGCUGAAGGCUACAACAUCAUCGCCAAGCUGCCAUGCAUCGGGUGCCCGUAUCUAUACCACGACACAUCGCUAGGCCGCGACGUGGGGUGGUCGCAGCGGAAAGAUGAUAACGCUUUGCUGCUCAACCUAUCCCUCCCCUUCGAUUCCACGCACCUCAGUAUAAACACGGCCCCGCUACUAACCCCUUCCAAGAUCCUACCCCGCAUCUACGUCAACCAAGUCCUACAAGACGUGUCCAAAGACGAUAUCAACAAAAUCAUCGUUUCGAAUCAACUUGAUGAGCUGGGUGGGGCGUACUUUGGCGCUUCGUACCAGUACUCGUUGCACCGGGUGAAGGAUUCUCAAGCGCGCGUUUUUCAGUUUAAUGUCAUGCAACUGUGGACGGAUUUGACUACUCCGCCGCUGACUGUGGUGUUGGAUCAGCCCGGCCAGAAGAUGCUGGAAGUGGUGCUGUUACCGCGUCCGUUACUAUCUUCUGGGGAUCCGGCGAAUAGCUACGAAAUUGUUCGCGCGGGGUUAGUCCCGCGGUCUCCAGAGUCCGGAGCGAAAACGUCAAAGGGUUCAGGCAAAGUUUCGAUGUGGUUUCUUGAUUGGGAUGACAAUGGCAAAAAGGGUACAGCCACACAUACUGUCAACUCCGCCUCCUCGUAUUUUGUGCAGUUUCUGUCGUCGGGUAUGUGGGCACUGUUUAUCUUCGUUGUCGCAGUUAUUGCACUGUUUGUGGUGGUGUGUUUGUUUUGUAUCUUUGCGUGUGGGUGGCAUGAUGACGAUUACGAGAAGGCGCAGUAUAGGAAGAGGAAGACGGGUGGGGGGAAAGGGGCAUGGGCGGGUAGGGAUGUGGAGACUGCGAGGAGGUUUAUGAGUCCGGAGGAGUUGGGGUUGAGGGGGAGUGGGAAGGUGGUGGGGGUUGGGAAGAGUGAUUGA
Molecule: messenger RNA, 1014 nt
Organism: Pyrenophora tritici-repentis Pt-1C-BFP
Lineage: Eukaryota; Fungi; Ascomycota; Dothideomycetes; Pleosporales; Pleosporaceae
Source: RefSeq, a predicted model, not a curated record